This is a messenger RNA of Blastomyces dermatitidis ER-3, 3018 nucleotides long. RefSeq names its product proline oxidase PrnD. Gene Ontology annotation, molecular function: proline dehydrogenase activity; FAD binding. The record is from RefSeq and is a predicted model, not a curated record. The coding region runs from base 785 to 2413 and encodes 542 amino acids. Gene Ontology annotation, cellular component: mitochondrion. The transcript has a single exon. NCBI's taxonomy places the organism in Eukaryota, Fungi, Ascomycota, Eurotiomycetes, Onygenales, Ajellomycetaceae.
ACGAGGCGAAGGAGAACGAGCACCAAAGAUCCUGAUGGCCCAAUGCCAAAAAGAAUAAGAAAAAAUCCGUCUGCCUCCACCAGCACCAGCACCAGUCUCACCAGUCUCACCAGUCCCAGGCUGCCAAUGAUACAUUAAUGGAGUCCGGGAAACGGUUGUUGCCAGCACUAGCUUGCGUAACUAUUACUUAACACUUUACUUCAACCUCUGUCGACUCUAUCCUGGAGUAUCCGGGGUUAGCCUUACCUUCCCCUGCCCCGACGACCUCCCCACGUUUGGGGAAUAUCCAGUUCAUUCUGGCAUGUUCGUUCCUCAACUUGCUCGCUGCUCCCACGCUCUCCGUCUUGGAGUAACUAUUGUACAAUGCACCCCAAGCAGCAUAGCGACCGAGGAGGGAGUAAAACUCCAAUAGCAUAGUGUGAUGGGGUUUUCUAUGUUGUUUGUUGGCACCAUAUUAAGCCCUAUUUUCUACUGAAUCCCCCUAAAUAAGUGUGCAACAAACUUGCUCUUAUUUUUCAUAUUAUAUAUAUAUUACGUGUUCCCCCCUGCCCAUACAUCUGAACCUCUCGAGGAAUAUUGCUGUUGCUGACGUGAAGGGUUAUUUUGCUUUGGCUGUUCCCCUUUAUUCCGCGUUUAAGGUAAAUUAUAUUUUUUGCAUAUAACGCCAUAGCGCUUGAUCACCCACAGCGUUUAUGAGAGAGUAGGUUGUUUUUGGGAUAUAGUUCAAGCAUUUCGUAGGGUACCUGGGGAGCAAAAGAGGUGUGUAUCGACAGAAGGACACGAAAUGCGAAGACAAGCCGCUUUCAAAACCGCGAGCGGCUGUUUCGUUUACCCUAGGCAUCAGACUGCUGUUAGGCCUCCUGCAUUGUUGUACCAUCAAAGGGUUAGAUACUCUCACCAUGGCCCGGCACAGCAGUCUGAGCCCCCACUGCCCGCAGCUGGAGGGCCAUCGGCAGCUCCUGGGUCGAUGAGACCAUAUGCUACCCUAAAUUCAUCAGUACCCUUUACAAACGCGCCAACAUCCCCUCCGCUUUCGAUCUUGCCCUUGUCCACGAUUAUGCGAUCCCUCUUAGUCACCACCAUCUCGUCUUCGCCUCUUCUCUUCUCCCCAUCCUUGGCUUUCCUGUCAGUCGUGGCAAACCCCGAGUCUACCUUCCUAAAUCCUGAUCGUAACCCUGUAUUGAAGCUGAUCAUGGAGCAGACGCUGUACGCUCAGUUCUGUGCAGGAGAGACACCGGCCCAGGUCAAGGUGAACAUCCAAAAAUUAAAGGAGCUCGGAUACUCAGGCGUCAUAUUGGGGUAUGCACGGGAAAUUGUGAUGAAUGAGAGUGAGAUCCGUGCGCUUGGUACAGCUAGCGAUGCAGCUGGAGGAGCAGAGAGCAAGGCUCAAGCCAUCGCCGAUAUAACAGCUUGGAAAGACGGGACCCUUGCCACUCUCGAUUUAGCAGACGAUGGAGAUUUCGUGGCCCUAAAAUUCACGGGAGCCGGGAAAGGAUCAGUCCAGCAACUGCUCCGCAGAUCAGCACCAUCGCCGGCCCUCAAGGAAGCGAUAAUUGAGAUCUGUGAGCGGGCUAAAGCCCGCAAUGUCAGAUUGUUGAUUGAUGCUGAGCAACAAGCUGUCCAACCUGCCAUUGACGACUGGACUAUCGAAUUCCAGCGAAUGUACAACAAGGGGCCGGACCAGCGAGCUGUGGUGUAUGGGACAUAUCAGGCAUAUCUCCGUUCUACCCCGGCAACUCUCUCACGGCAUAUCGCCAUCGCAGAGGCGGAGGGAUUCGUUCUGGGCGUCAAGCUCGUCCGGGGCGCAUAUCUAGGCACCGAGCCGCGCCAUUUAAUCUGGGAUACAAAGGUAGAAACCGAUAAUACAUACGACGGCAUCGCCGAGUCACUGAUUAAACGAGAGUACGGUGACGUCCUCAAGCCGCAUUCCCCUUCACCCCCACCCCCACCCCCAUCCCCAUCCCCAUCCCCAUCCCCAUCCCCAUCCACAUCCACAUCCACAGGCAGGACCACAUCCACUGGCCACCCUCCAUUCUCCAAAGUCAAUCUCGUCCUCGCCUCACACAACCGCGUCUCCGUCGAACGGGCUAGGAAGCUUCGAAAUCAGCAGCACCGCACAACGGGUUCGCACCAGAUUGAACUGGCCUAUGGGCAACUAUCAGGUAUGGCUGAUGAUAUCAGCUGCGAGCUGGUGCACGCGGCGAAGGCUGUUCGCGAGCAGCAGGCUGAAGGGGUAAUGGUGGAGGUGGAGGCGCCUAAGGCAUACAAGUACCUUGUGUGGGGCACAGUGAGUGAGUGCGCGCGAUAUUUGGUUCGAAGGGCGCAGGAGAAUAGAGAAGCGGCGUCCAGAACGGAGGAUACGCGGAAGGCCAUGGCGAAGGAGCUGCGGAGGAGAUUGGUGGGUGGGACGUAGGUGAUGAACCGACUGAGUGACUGCUUUUACUUUGGUUGGUUGAUUUAAGUGGAAAAAUUUUUCUUUGUGUCUUUCUUUUCUUCGCGGUUGGUUAAGACGGGAUAUUGGUGUCUUCGAUUUUUUGCCUUUCUGAGUUUCAUUAUUGCUCCUCCUAGAUGAUUGUAGGUGCAUGCAUACCUGUUCGGGAAAAGUGGAAUAUACACUGAACUUACUUCAAGGAAAAUUUUAACAGAUAUGAAUUAUUUUUUUUUCACUUGAUAUAGCUCCUUACCUCUACAUCUAGCAAACAGACAUUUCCACUUAUUUGCAUCCAGUUUCUUUUGUGUUCUCUUUUUUCAUCAAAGAGACGGUGGGCUCAAGAAAGAUAUAUUUGCAACAGGACAGUUCUGAUUUUUUUGGAAACAUCUAUCCACAAUAGCUUGAGUUCCAUUGAUAGGCGGUUAGUAUGUAGACAGUGUCAAAUGGACAAACAGAUGAAUCAAAGGAAGAAGAGAAGAAGAGAGAAAUAACAAUAAAACGGAAGCCUGGGUUAUGACGGUAGUUGGCUUUCAAGAGAUAAAACAAAGGGAAGAAGAGCUGUCAACCGUCAAGCUACAUUUAGCAGA